Molecule: messenger RNA, 3543 nt
Organism: Scatophagus argus
Lineage: Eukaryota; Metazoa; Chordata; Actinopteri; Scatophagidae
Gene: inpp5jb
Product: inositol polyphosphate-5-phosphatase Jb
Exons: 13
Coding region: 371-2464 (697 amino acids)
Biological process (GO): phosphatidylinositol dephosphorylation; negative regulation of peptidyl-serine phosphorylation
Cellular component (GO): ruffle; plasma membrane; cytoplasm
Molecular function (GO): phosphatidylinositol-4,5-bisphosphate 5-phosphatase activity; phosphatidylinositol-3,4,5-trisphosphate 5-phosphatase activity
Source: RefSeq, a predicted model, not a curated record
AACAGGAGACAGGCGCGCGCGAGCCGCUGCAGCCCGUGUCUUUAAGCGCAGGAGACGACUGUGUUUUAUGAGAUGUAGCCUCACUGGCAAGGAAACACAAAUCUGUCGCCAGGAUCGCUCCAAACCCACCUGCUCACCGUCAGCGAAGGCAGGAAGGACGGAAGGGCUUGGGAUGCCGAUGGUUUCGUCUGAGGGGCGAGUGGAAAGGAAAGUUCAGUGUGUUUUUGCUUGACGUUUCUUGUGAUUUCGCCCCCUUCGCCGAGGCUUAGAACCAGCCGACCUCCACAUCUACAGAAACGCUUUCCUUAAGAUCCACCGGCUGUUAAGACCCCCGCCCAGAGGGACCGAAACAGUUCAGAAAUCUUAAGAAAUGGACCGAGAUAAUCCGAGCCAAAGCCAGACGCGAAAGGACAACCCAGAUGGAGGAGCGGAGGCUUCAUCAGCUCCAGCGUCAGAAACAGCACCUCCUGCCACUGCGUCCACCGCUGCCCGGCCUGCAGCUCCUUCCAGGCCCCGGCGGCCGCAGAGAAGCGCCAAAGUAGAGGGCUCCAUCGACAUCUCUGAGCCCAAAGAUGAUCCCAAAGCUGAACCUGCUACAGUGUCUAAUGAAGGAGAGUGCGCUCCGGAUGGCGUUGUGGCAAGUCGUCCCAAACCCUCUCGCCCUGCAGCAGUCAAACCUGCAGGAGAGCACACCGGGCCCAGUGUUAAAGUGGGGCCUAAAGGUCCAGGCCACCACCCGGUUCGGGCUGCGUCAGUGCCCCACCCACCUGCGAGCAGGCCUGUGCCUCCCCACCUGAACCCCCAUGCACAGAGAGCCCUGUCUGUAGCAGGUACAGCUGAUACUCAGGCGCAGAUUGUGGAGGACUUCAGGGUGCACAUCAUCACCUGGAACGUGGGCUCGGCCACUCCGCCUGAUGACAUCACUACCUUGCUGGGUCUCAACGUGGGUGAUGGAAACACAGACAUGUACAUUAUCGGGCUGCAGGAAGUGAAUUCUAUGAUUAACAAACGGCUGAAAGAUGUCCUCUUCACAGACCAGUGGAGCGAGGUCUGCAUGGAAAGACUCAGCCCCUUUGGUUAUGUGCUGGUGACCUCCCAGCGGAUGCAGGGCUUGUUACUGCUGGUCUUUGCCAAGUACUUCCAUCUGCCCUUCCUCCGCGGAGUCCAGACUGAAACCACCCGCACUGGCCUCGGGGGUUACUGGGGGAAUAAAGGUGGUGUGAGCGCCCGCAUGUCAGUGUUCGGCCACACCAUCUGCUUCCUCAACUGCCACCUGCCGGCUCACAUGGAAAACUCUGAUCAGCGCAUGGAGGACUUUGAGAGCAUCCUGCAGCAGCAGCAGUUUGAGGGUCAGGCUGCCACCGGGGUUCUUGACCAUGAUGUGGUGUUCUGGUUUGGGGAUCUCAAUUUCCGCAUUGAUGACCUGGAUAUGCAAGUGGUGAAAUCAGCCAUCGAUAACAACAAGUUUUCAUCGUUGUGGGAAAAGGAUCAGCUUAACAUGGCCAAAGACAGUGAGACAGUGUUGGAGGGUUUCCAAGAGGGACCGCUGAAAUUCCCUCCCACCUACAAGUUUGAUGUUGGAACAAAUACAUACGACACAAGUGGGAAGAAACGUAAACCAGCUUGGACCGACCGGAUCCUGUGGCGCCUGAGAGCCACAGCGCCUGCCGGUACAGCUCUCAGCGCAGGGAAGCGUGGCUCUGUUUCAGGGCUGACGAGCGGCACCAAAGUUACCCAGCACAACUACCGAAGUCACAUGGAAUACACUGUCAGUGACCACAAGCCGGUCUCCUCCAUCUUUACCCUGCAGUUCCCGUACAAGGUGGACGUUCCCCUGGUCACGCUCAUAGUGGAGGAUGAAUGGAAUAGUGUCACUGAUGCCACAGCAAAAUUCAGACUGGCGCCCAACUUCUCUCGCAGCUCCUGGGACUGGAUCGGACUGUACAAGGUGGGUUUCAAACACCAUAAGGACUAUGUGGGAUACGUGUGGGCCAAGCAAGAGGAAGCUGAUUUUCAUCGACAAGAACAUCAGGUGACCUUUACUGAGGAGGAAUUGCCCAAAGGCUCAGGGGACUUUAUCUUGGGUUACUAUAGCAACAACAUGAGUACCAUCGUGGGUGUAACAGAGCCAUUUCAGAUCCAGCUUCCUACAUCAGGUCUUGACAACAGCUCUUCAGACAGCUCUGACUUCAGCUCAGAAGAUGACAGCACUGUUGUACUCAUGAAGACAAAGUCGCGCAGUCCCAGUCCAUACAGGAGCAAGCGCCAUCACAGCCGUAGCCGCAGCCGCUCUGGCAGCCCUGAGCAGGCCAAAAUGAAAGCUCUCAACGUCACUGAUGAUUCUCCAUGCAGUGCCAAUACAACAUCUGAGAAUGAGUCCACAGGAUGUCCAGCAGAGGGCAGCACCAGCCAGGUGUCUGCUCCUGGAGAGAAAGAAAAAGACACAGGGGAUUCAGGGCUGUGAUGCUCGACCGAGUCCCACUGCUGUCAAAGGUCACAUAGCCAACUGUUGUGUUUUUUUUAUUAAAUACAUCCACUACACUGUAUGUUUUCUGUAAUGAAAAGAUACAGUUUCCUUUCAGGAACAGCCAUCUGGUUUGUCCAGAAGGCCUACUUUGCCUUCAGUUGUUCUAUUAAGCUGUGCACAUUGUAUUAUAUUGUAUUUUUUUAUUUGUAAAUCUUUCACUCUGCCCUGUGUUUCUUCUGUCUUUGUCCGUUCUCAGGUGUGGACAGUACAGGGAGCUGACACCUUGCAUUAGGAAAUACUCAAGGAUUUAUGGUCAUGUAAUGUGAAGGGGUGGUUAUUUAUUAAUUUUUAGAAACCAUCCUCCCUGUUUCUCAAACAUGGUUUCAAACUCUGCACUGAUGUACCCAUCAAAUCACCAGUUUCCUUUAGUUGUGGAACAUGUAUCGUUUAUGAAACAGAUCUGCUCUGACCAAGAGGACCAUAAACACUUUUGAAAAAUUUAUUUUAUUCCAAAACAUUGUAUGAGAACACCACCAGCUUGGUCUACAGUCAAUAAAAAUACAACACGCUGAAAAAAAUAGCCAUGCAGUUUGACUUGGCAGCAUGGUUGUACUCAUGUGGAUGUUCCCUGCCUUGGAAAUUUAAUAUGCAUUACACAGUAACAUGAUACAUUACAUGCAGGUAGCAUUUAAAAUGAUCCCUGCAUGGGUGCAUAAAAGCAAAGCAGAACCAAAGUGGGUGGAGACGGGGGGUCCGGGGGUGCUCGACCACUAAGCGUGACAGCAUUGCAGCACAGUGCAGCAUGAAGAGUAAAUGAUGUGAGUGUAAAGGCCUUUAAAUAGACUGCCAAAUCAGUGCAGUGGGGUGUGAUGGGUGGGUGAAACUAACUGUCACCUGACACUGCAUAGCUUUCAUGCCAGAACUAGUUCAUUAAUUAGAGUGGUAACAGCUAGAGGAAUAUGUGACCCAGGAAAGGUGCAAUGCUUUGCUUUGACACAUACAUUUAUGUGAGUUAAUGAGCCUUAUGUUUUCACAUUUCAUAGCAGUAUAGUGAUUUGUUGAAGUAAUUUACAAAA